AUGAGCGUGGCGGGAUUGGCGGCAGCAGGGGGAGCAGGCGGAAGUUUCCGCGGCGGAUGGGGCCCUCUUUUCCCCCUGCCGCUGCGAAAUCCGCUGCUUGUCGCCUACAAUUCAGACGCAACAGGGGAUAGUAACGCCGUCAACGGCGCCGCCGCUACUAGUGGCCCUAGUACCGCUACAGGCGAUGCCGCUGCUGGCGCUGCCGCCAUUUGCGUUGCUUCCGGCGUUUCCGAUGGCAGCGUAGCGCAGCCCAGACGACGACGAGUAUGCUGGACGUCUUCAGGAGACUAUUCAUCCCCUUCCCCUUCAGGAGUGGUGAUCCACGGCCCAGGUUGCACCACGUGUCUGCGCGGGCAGCGCUGCUCCUUCCGCGUGUCUGUGCGCGUGUCCGCGCACUGGGCGCACGACGACGCUGCAUGUGGGUUACGCCAACCUCACAUUUCUCCGCCUCCUUCUCUCCCAGCCACUCCCUCUCUUCCCAUGUGUGUUAACCCCAUAGCCCCACCUUCCCUCCGCCCGUGCUCCCCCCUCCACGCUCUUCCCCGCAGGGCGACGCCACAUGUGGAGCUCGCCAACCUCAACUUCCCCGCCUCCUUCGCCACCCCGCCUUCCCCAUGCCCCACCCGUGCUCUUCUCCUUUCCGCUCUUCUCCUUUCCGCUCUUCUCCUUUCCGCUCUUCCCCUUUCCGCUCCUCCCCGCAGGGCGACGCCACAUGUGGAGCUCGCCAACCUCAACUUCCCCGCCUCCUUCGCCACCCCGCCUUCCCCAUGCCCCACCCGUGCUCUUCUCCUUUCCGCUCUUCUCCUUUCCGCUCCUCCCCGCAGGGCGACGCCACAUGUGGAGCUCGCCAACCUCAACUUCCCCGCCUCCUUCGCCACCCCGCCUUCCCCAUGCCCCACCCGUGCUCUUCUCCUUUCCGCUCUUCCCCUUUCCGCUCCUCCCCGCAGGGCAACGCCGCAUGUGGAGCUCGCCAACCUCAACUUCUCCGCCUCCUUCGCUCCCAGCCGCUUCCUCCCUUGCUUGUGCAUCUCUGGCUUUCCCCAUGCCGCCCGCCCCCAUCCCACCCAGCCCCGCUCUUCAGCGCACUGCGACGCUGCACGCGGGCCGCACCAACCUCAACCUCUCCACCAACUUCUCACCCAGCCGCUCCCUCCCUCGCAUGCCGGCCCCUUCCCCUCUCUAACCCCCACCACAUCUCCCCCCCCCCCCCCACCCCCCAAGGGCGACGCUGCACGUGGGGUGCGCCAACCUCAACAUCACCACUUUUGCCACCCCGCCAUCCCCAUGCCACCCCCAUCCCUCACUCGUGCGCUUCCUCCCACUUCCCCUCCCCCCCGCAGGGCGACGCUGCACGUGGGGUUUGCCAAUCUUAACUUCUCCGCCUCCUUCACGCACCACUUCAACCGCACGCUCCAGCACAGCCUUGCCUCCUGGCCAAUCACAAUCACGCCACAUUGGCUCCUACCGUUGCACGGCUCCUUAAAGCCCCCCGUUCGAGUGGGUGUCAAGCUCUUCAUUCCCCAUCCCCACUCGCCACUCCCCACUCCCCAUCCCCACUCACUCCCCAUCCCCAGUCACUCCCCAUCCCCGUUCCCCAUCCCCACUCCCCAUCCCCACUCACUCCCCAUCCCCAUUCCCCAUCCCCACUCCCCAUCCCCACUCACUCCCCAUCCCCGUUCCCCAUCCCCACUCCCCAUCCCCACUCACUCCCCCAUCCCCAUUCCCCAUCCCCACUCCCCAUCCCCACUCACUCCCCAUUCCCGUUCCCCAUCCCCACUCCCCAUCCCCACUCACUCCCCAUCCCCAUUCCCCAUCCCCACUCCCCAUCCCCACUCACUCCCCAUCCCCACUCACUCCCCAUCCCCAUUCCCCAUCCCCACUCCCCAUCCCCACUCACUCCCCAUCCCCAUUCCCCAUCCCCACUCCCCAUCCCCACUCACUCCCCAUUCCCGUUCCCCAUCCCCACUCCCCAUCCCCACUCACUCCCCAUCCCCAUUCCCCAUCCCCACUCCCCAUCCCCACUCACUCCCCAUCCCCGUUCCCCAUCCCCACUCCCCAUCCCCACUCACUCCCCAUCCCCAUUCCCCAUCCCCAUUCCCCAUCCCCACUCACUCCCCAUCCCCAUUCCCCAUCCCCACUCCCCAUCCCCACUCACUCCCCAUCCCCAUUCCCCAUCCCCACUCCCCAUCCCCACUCACUCCCCAUCCCCAUUCCCCAUCCCCAUUCCCCAUCCCCACUCACUCCCCAUCCCCAUUCCCCAUCCCCACUCCCCAUCCCCACUCACUCCCCAUCCCCAUUCCCCAUCCCCACUCCCCAUCCCCACUCACUCCCCAUCCCCAUUCCCCAUCCCCAUUCCCCAUCCCCACUCACUCCCCAUCCCCAUUCCCCAUCCCCACUCCCCAUCCCCGUUCCCCUUCCCCACUCCCCAUCCCCACUCUCUCCCCAUCCCCAUUCCCCAUCCCCACUCCCCAUCCCCACUCACUCCCCAUCCCCACUCCCUAUCCCCACUCCCCAUCCCCACGCCCCACCACCACUCCCCCUUCCCCCGAUCCCCCAUCCCCCCUCCUCCCCAGAUGGGCAUUUUACCGGUGCACGCACCCUGAAACUCCCCCAUCGGACUGGAUAGGCGCGCUGCACGAGAGGGGGAUUCACGAGAUCAGCAUCAUGGGCUUUCUACCGCUGCACCCCCCGGGGACUCCCCCAUCCGAGUGGAUAGCCGCGUUGCACGAGAGGGGCAUUCGGGAGAUCAGCAUUGUGGGGGACAGCCACCAGCGGUACCUGGCAGCACAUCAUUCCCCCCCUCCUUACCUCUCCAAAUAUCCCACCAGGUGGGCGUUCUACCGGUGCACGCACCCCGAGACGCCUUCUUCUGACUGGAUAGGCGCGCUGCACGAGAGGGGCAUUCGGGAGAUCAGCAUCGUGGGGGACAGCCACCAGCGCUACCUGGCAGCGCACCUGCACUUCCUGCUCACCAGGAAGGCGGAGAGGGGUGUGAAGCGGUGGCGGGACGACCUGGUGUUUUACCCACGAGACAGCAGCAACCGCACGCUGAGGAUCAACUUUUAUUGGAUUGACGGGAUCUAUAAGAAUGGCGAAUUCGGCUGCGCCCAUCGGGGCCAGACCACCAACCGACUGGAGAGCUUCCCCAACAUCUCCACCACUGCUGACGUCACGCUCUUUGAAGGAGGCUACUGGGCAGCUUCCUUCUGCCGCCAGCCCCUCAAGGCCCUCCGAGUGCACCUCGAGGAGUUUGCUCGGUGGGCACUUGCCGCCGCACCUGCAAAAGGGAGGGUUAUUUUCCGAACUAUCCCGUCUUUUCCUGUGGCUAAGAACCGGGUGAUUAUGGCGGUUAAUGUGCUGCUGAAGAGGAUAGUUCAGGGGGGAAGAGUAGGGCUGGAGGAGGGAGGAGCGGAGGGAGAGGGAAGAGGUUUGGAGAGAUUAGAGGAAGGGAGGGUAGGAGGGGUGCAAAAGGGGGAUGUUGGUGGGGGAGGAGGGGGAAGUGGGGGAGGGGGAAGUGGAGGAGGGAUAGAGAAGCUGGUGUACCUUGAUUCGAGCCUGCAGGUGCUGCCGCGGGACGUGGAAGAAGAGGGGGAAGGCAUGGAGAGAGCAGGAUCGCCAUUGCCAUCACCACCAUCAUCACCAUCGCCAUCAACAUCAUCAUCACCAUCAUCAGGCCGAUCCGCUGAGCUGGCAGCAUUGCCCGUUGGGGCAGCAACAGUGCUGGACACGUGGCAGGUGGACGCCCCUCGAUAUGCCGACACAGCAGAGCCUAACGACCAUCAUUACUCUGUAGUCCAGCCCACAUCAGAAGGGGCAGUGGUGGUGGGGGACGUGGGGGAAGGUCAAGUGAGGGCCUUCGUUCAUUACCUGCUGCAUGUGCUUCCCCCACUCCGUGCAAGCGCACUCUAG
Molecule: messenger RNA, 3909 nt
Organism: Closterium sp. Naga37s-1
Lineage: Eukaryota; Viridiplantae; Streptophyta; Zygnematophyceae; Desmidiales; Closteriaceae
Source: the annotation of a GenBank genome assembly